CACGCUGCACGUCGUACUAGAGCUGGCGCGAGGACGAACGAAGGAACCGUGAACAGAAGAGAUGCGAAGAUUUGGUUUGAGAUAAUAAUAAUUUUAAAAAAAGAAACAUUUUUCUAAUCAUCAUGCUCGUCGUGAAUGUGAGGUGUGUGUUCAGUAAGCAAACCUGAAGCUGUUUUUUUUCCCAAGGUUGCAUAGACUCAGUCAGUGUUGUAGCGCAGAACGGGGAUAAAAUGCAGAUAGGGCGUUUUUUAAAGUCCACCUUUUUUUGUCGUGGACAGCCGGCUAACGUUAGCGAAGGUUUUUCUGUUACUGGACCUGACAGGUUCGCCUCUGUCGUGUACAGCUACACUAGAUGAUUCGGUUGGCUUUUUAAACCAGCACUUGUCUGAUGAAACCUCCCCUGUAUCAUCCAGCCUAGCGCUUUGGGGGCCUCCACUGACAAACUGCGUCACCGGGCGGGCGCUGCAGGUAUUCAUCUGUCCAUUCGUCUGCGGAACAUGAAGCCAUGGCACGAAUGACCUGGAAACCAAAGUGAUUUUUUUUUUUGUUAAAUCACCAUGGAGUCAGAGGCGACCCGAGAGUCCAAGCAUGCGUCUGGACCCCAUUUUCAGUGCGAUCCUGCCGUAAAUAGGUGUGACACCAUGGGGGAAGGAAACGUCAAACUUGUGGAGUCUGUGGUGAGAGGAGGGAGUGAUCCCAGCGCAUACCCUUCCUGCAGCUACCACAGGAGUGUGCACCACAGAUUUAUAAGGAGAAGUCUAUGGUUUUCAGAGACAGAUGAGCAGGUCUUCGACGCCCCGGACAACAGUGGGAGUAAAAUCUUUAACAUCAACCUGAGGACAAUAGUGGACAGAACACUAGUGACCAGUUGCAGCACACAAGAGAGUUCCAGCACUGAAAGUCAUGGCGGCCAAAAAGACAGUGCAACAGAGAGCGCCAGUGCUGAUGAAGACAAGGAGAGAGGUGGAAGUGCUUUAAAACUUACUAGCAGCGAUGGUUGCAAAGCAGCCAGUGAGGAGACUGAGGAGGAGGCAGAGAUGAAGGCCGUUUCCACAUCUCCUGGAGGACGGUUCUUGAAAUUUGAUAUUGAACUCGGACGAGGAUCGUUCAAAACGGUCUACAAAGGCUUGGAUACUGAGACGUGGGUGGAGGUGGCUUGGUGCGAACUGCAGGACCGAAAGCUGUCUAAAGUGGAACGACAGCGCUUUAAAGAAGAGGCAGAGAUGUUGAAAGGCCUUCAACACCCCAAUAUUGUUCGUUUCUAUGACUUCUGGGAAUCCCCACUUAAAGGAAAGAAAUGCAUUGUUUUGGUAACAGAGCUCAUGACAUCUGGAACGCUCAAAACGUACCUUAAGCGUUUCAAGGUAAUGAAGCCGAAGGUUCUGAGGAGCUGGUGCAGGCAAAUCCUCAAAGGCCUUCACUUCUUGCACACCAGGACCCCUCCCAUUAUUCACAGAGACCUCAAAUGCGACAACAUUUUUAUCACUGGACCUACAGGAUCAGUUAAGAUUGGCGAUCUAGGACUAGCAACUCUUAAAGCAGCUUCCUUUGCAAAGAGCGUCAUCGGUACCCCAGAGUUCAUGGCCCCAGAAAUGUAUGAAGAGCACUAUGACGAGGCAGUGGAUGUGUACGCUUUUGGGAUGUGUAUGCUAGAGAUGGCUACUUCAGAAUACCCGUACUCUGAGUGUCAAAACGCAGCUCAGAUUUACCGCAAAGUUACCAGCGGAGUGAAGCCAGCUAGCUACAACAAGAUAAUGGAUCCUGAAAUCAAGGAGAUCAUUGGAGAGUGCAUUUGCCAAAAGAAGGAAGAACGAUACACCAUCAAGGACCUGUUAAACCAUGCAUUCUUUGCUGAAGACACAGGUGUGAGGGUGGAGCUAGCAGAGGAGGACGAUGGGAAAAAGAUCUCUAUAGCUCUGAAACUGUGGGUUGAGGACCAUAAGAAAUUAAAAGGGAAGUACAAGGAAAGUGGAGCCAUCGAGUUCACAUUUGACUUGGAAAAGGAGGUCCCUGAAGUUGUGGCACAAGAAAUGGUGGAGUCUGGCUUUUUUCAAGAGAGUGAUGUUAAGACCGUGGGAAAGUCGAUCCGGGACCGUGUGGCACUGAUAAAAUGGAGAAGAGGGAGAACAGUGUCUGCUACAGUGACAGUGGAGCAGGGUGAAGAAGGACCCAAAAUCAUAAAGGCACCUUCUGAGAACAUCUCUUCUGGGCAGCCCCAUAUUGGACAACCUCUAUUGCUGGAACCAGAGGAGCCAGAGGCAGACCAGCAUAGUAGGUUGCAUAACCUAACGGGCAGUACCGCCUCAGUGACAUCAGGUGGCACACUUGACAGCGGCAUGGGUUCUGUGGUGUUCUCAGACUCCUACAGCGGUGUCCCCUACCCAUCACUUCUGGAGCCUAUUGCCAUGGCAACACAGCAGUGCCAGAGUGGCAACCCUUUUCCAACAGACCGACCUCGCUCAUGUGACAAUGGCAGAUUCCUAGGAGCAACACUGAGUCCAAAUCUCAGGACUCGAUUGGGAAGUGGAGAACGCAGAGGAAGUGCUCCUGUUAUUGACACACAGAACCACACGGAUCACUUUCACGCUCUCUUAGCACCCCGGAAUGCAAUCAGUCCCACUCCCAUGGUAAUGGAGAACAAGUUUGAGCCGGAGUCAGAGACUGAAGUUGGAUUUCUAUCCCCAACUUCUCCCCCACGGAUCUUGGUUUCCCCAGUAUAUUCCCCCUCUGAGUUCCGCCGCUUCAGUGAUGUCUGUGUUGGAGCACAAUCAGAGGCCUGUGAGGAAUUGACUCCUCCUGUCUCACAUGGACGUAGACAUUCUGACAUUGGUAGUCUCCUGAGUCUGACUUCCAAUAGCAAACACCACUGUGUAAUUCAUAAAACCCCCAUGUGCCAGGCCUGCAUGUCUUUGCUUCAGUUACGUUCUCAAGAGGGAAACCCUUGGCCCUUUCCUGCUGUCCUGUCGGCACAUCACUGUCCAUGUGACCUCAGGCGCCACCCUUCUUCCGGUGGAAAAUUUAGUACAAGUAAUGGACAGCCAAAAUGUUUGAAUGAAUAUUCAGAUUUCUCCAUGCUGCAGCAGUCUCUCUUCAACAUCAUCGGCUAUAAAGCAGCUCCUUGUAACACUACACCCCUCCAAGCUUCACCCCUGGGCUCCUCAAUAGCCCCAAAGCAACUUGGUGACAGAGACGGUAGCCUAAAGAGUCCAACCCAGUGUGGAAGUCUGUUUAAGAAUCAAGAAACUUUCCAGGACUCUGAGGACAAAUGCUAUUCCAGAAAGCAGCAAGCUACCACUGCUGUGGGUGUGACCAAUACAGUGUGUCACCAGAAUCAGCCAUCAUCUGUCCAGGGCCCUCCCACUUCCAACACACUUAUGGACACACAGCAGCAGAAUCUUCAGCCAGGUCAUUGCUACCCAGCUGCUUUACAUCCUCACCAAGCCAAUGCUCUGGCAGCUCCAGCCAGUCUGUGCUCCAUGAACAACAAGCAACAAAUGCAGCCUGCAGCAGCUAUUGCAACAUCUAUUGUUUCUCAGAAUGCAGCACAGAACUACCAAGGACACCAACUGCAGGAUGCAGUGGCUGUGGGCUCCUUGACUUUCCCUUUGCAAAUUCAGCAAACUUUUCAGAACUCUGUGGUUUCGAGCCAGCAGCAGUCUCAGUCUCCAUCAGGAUAUUCUACAUCAGUGCAGCCUCAGAUCGUAGCAAGCACCCUGUCAGCACAGCAGCCAGCACAAAGCUCCUCUCUCGCAACACCUGCUCAAUCUUUAGCAAACCAAGUCCCUUGUCAACCUGUACACCCUCCUUGCUCAUCACAGCAGGCCCAAACCUCAUUUCAGCUGCUCGGUCAGCAGUCUGGUCAGAGCUGUACUACAACAGGACUUUAUGCUCAGCAAAUGCCCAUCCAGCAGGAGCACCAACAACCUAUACCAAACACAAAAUUAGGGAUUCACCAAGCACUAAAUGCUAUACAGCCCUAUCCUUCACAGAACCUAGAAACUCUGCAUUCCAUGCAGCAUCAAAUGGAACAACCAGCCAUUCACUCGUCUCAAAAUACUCAGUGUCAUAUACAGCAACAACUGCACGCAUCUAUACCUCAGCAACACUAUCAACAGGUCCCACAACCUGCAACCCCACUACAGCUGCCAUCUCACUCUCAGCCUAAAUCUAUGGCAACUCAAGUGGUCCAAAUUGCUGCAGAACACCCAGGUUACCUUAUGAAAAGUCUACCUGACUCUGAAUCUCAGAUCGACACACAUGCUGUUGUUCAGCAGACUGGCCAAUGUCAGAAUAAGUUCAUUUCUGCACAAGAUGAUUUUCCACAGAGUUAUGAUGGAGCAAGCCAGAUGACAACUCUUAACCACUUUCCAGCUUCUUCCCAGCAAACCCCUCAGAAUUUUGCUCAAGACCAACAAAGCUUUGGACAAAAUCUCAGCACGUCUGUUUCAAGUGCAACAAUCCAGGUGCUUCCUCCACAGACUGCUGUUCACCAACAAGUUCAACCUCUGCAGCUCCCAUCACAUCAGUAUCCCACAGUCCAGGUGAUGACGGCUGUGGCAGACUGUGAAUCCUCCUAUCUUCACACCUUCAAUGCUCCUCACCCUUCAGUUUCUCCUUCUUAUAAUCCUGUUUUCCUUUCUCCUGGACUUACACAUUCUGUAACCCCCUCUGUCUCCCCCAUUUCCCCUGUGCACCACGAAAAUAUAUUUGUUUCACCCAACCCUGCAUCUCUCCUACCAUCCCCCACACCUGUGCUGGGUGGAAUGGAACCCACAUCCUCACCACACAAACUCACCGCCUCUAUGCAGCAGACUAGAUUGGAGGCUUUCCAUGCUCAAUCCACAUUCCUAUCAGCACCAACCACCCACCCCUCAGACACACGCAUACCUCCCUGCAAGAACAUGCACCCUCCCACAAGUGGCAGCAGCCACCCUCAGACACAGGCUGCAGUCUUGACCUUAGUUACGCAGAACAGCAUGGACCUGCACAAAGACACUGUGGCUGCUCAGCUGGACAACAUGAACUCAUGCCAGCUUCCCUCACAGAGCCAGAUUCCUCUGCUGCAGUGCUCUGACUCUCAGAGAGCAUCACCCAUGUCUGCCAGCUCCACUGCUCCUCAACAGAAGAUGCUCAGCAGUGUCGCAGGAGCGGCUAGUCAAGGACCAACAGAAAACAUCAAAGAGGAUCAAGCUGCAGAAAAACACACUGGAGGACAGAGCUAUGACAGUGUAAACUCUGACGCCACAUCAGGCAAAGAGAUGAGUGAUGGCUAUGAAGGGACGCAUGGAGGCAAAGUCGACGGAAAAGUCCGAAAACAUCACCGCCGGUCCAUGCGAACGCGGUUGCGACAGGAAAAAAUUCCCAGACCAAAGCUCAGCAUGCUCAACGUGUGCAACACUGGAGAUAAGAUGGUGGAGUGUCAGCUGGAGACUCACAACCACAAAAUGGUCACCUUCAAAUUUGAUCUGGAUGGAGAUGCACCUGAAGAGAUUGCAACCUACAUGGUGGAGAAUGAUUUCAUUUUGCCCCUUGAAAAAGAGGUCUUCAUUGAACAGCUCAAGGAAAUAGUGGAGAAGGCUGAGGACAUGCUCAGUGAGGACACAGAGGGGGAGAGGAACUCUGACUAUGGAUGCAGCCCUAAACAGAGUGAAGGAGCUGGAGUUCUGUCAGCAGAGCUUUCAGAACCCAGCACUCCACAGUUGGUGUACCAGCAAAAUGUCCUCCACACUGGCAAACGCUGGUUUAUCAUCUGCCCUGUGGCUGAAACGCCCAUACAAAACAAAGAAGGAACAUCAUCGCACACCUCUACUGCCCAGGAAUAUGAACAUUCAUCAUCAACCAGGUCAACUGACUAUACAACUGCAGUAGCUGAGUCUGUCAACACUUCCCAAACUUCACCUCCCUCCUCUGUUUCCACCUCACUUCAACCAUCCAACCAAAGUAUUAGCCAAUCCCAGGUCCAGCAAACCCAGCCAUGUCUAACGCAUCGUGCCUCUGCUUCUGGGAGCGUCGCCUUCGACAAUUCCCUUCCCGCUGAAGAACCAAUCACGUCUAUUUUGCCAGAGAUGCCGUGCUGUACUAUUGUGCCACCCCUCUCGCUGGAUGUUCAGGCUGUCGACAAAGCGGUGGCCGCUCAAACAAAUCCACCAAAUCACAAGACUAGCCCCUCUGCAGAAAUGCCUCCCCAGCUCCAGCAGUCGGUGGUCCUGCAACAGCCUUAUCCCACUUCCAUGCAGGCUGGCACAGUGACGUCCCAGCCUCAGAGCCCUGCACAUCAGAGCUCACAGUCUUCCAGCCAACAGCAGAGUGGGGGCCAAGGCGAGUCGGACAGCGAGGGGCCACGCAGAGUGGAAUUUGUGGACCGUACCAUCAAGACUCUGGAUGAAAAGCUCAGAAACCUGUUAUAUCAGGAGCACACUCCCUCUCAGUCCUCCAACAAUCCCUCUGAGCCCCAGGCCUCCAGCACAGAAGCCCUGAGCUCACCUCAAGUUUCAGAUGGCCAGAACACAGAGGGACCUUUUGAAAAGAAAAAGAUGGAGUCACUGCCACAGAUUCCUGAGCGCACAGAUGGUGUGGGUGCAUCAAAUGACUCUGCUUUGGCAGCUCCCAAAAGUGAUUUCAACAGAAGAGAUGUGUCUGACAGUUCCAGUUUAUUCAGCUCCAAGAGCCGUUUUCAAAUCAUCCCCACUCCACAAGAUGUCAUAUUCCCUUCAGAAAAAAGUACCAGCUGCAACUCCCCUGCACCCUCUAGUCGUUCUGCUGGCUCCCAUACCCAGACCAGGGCCAAAACUGACCAUGAUGAUGUAGGAACAUCCAAACCCCACUGCAGAAACCGUUACUCUGCUCCACCAAACUUCUACCAAGCUGCUUCCAGUUCCGACGCCACCGCACGCCUCCCACCCAGAGCCCAGUCCGUUGACAGCUAUCAGCAACACCAGUUGUCUCACGUGGACUCUGACUCUGCCGAUGAGGAGAGCAGCAGCCUGGCGCUUCCUCCUUUUCACUCCACCCAUGCAGCUCAUGCUCUUUCUGAGCACAGUGGAAGCGACCUAAUGAAGAGGGCAGUUGCCUUCUUAAGACGCUCCGGCCGUCACAAACCAGAUCAGAGCUCAGAGUCCACGAGCAGAAAGUCUGUGGCAAUAAACGGCCAUGCAUCUUCACCUCAGGCAGGACACACCCACUCAUCUUACAUGAGCAGUGACAAUGACUCUGAGUUUGAAGAUGCAGAUAUGAAGAAAGAACUACAGAAACUUCGAGAAAAACACAUGAAGGAGAUCUCUGAGCUUCAGGCGUUUCAAAGGAGUGAGAUUGAGCGUCUGUACAAGGAGCUUGGAAAAACUCUGCCUCCUAAUCUCAGCCUGCUACAUGCUGUUCCACCAUCUGGUCGACGACGGAGAACAAGCAAGCACAGGCUGAAAGCUGGAAAACUGCUGAAUCCCAUGGUGCAGCACCUGAGAAAUAAUCUCAACGCUGCCAGUGCUGAAAAGAAAGGUGAGAGUGCUGCUGGUUCAUCCAGCUCCCCAGCUAGAAGUUCACUUCUAUCAGAUCGUUCUGCUCAUUCCAGUGGCAGCAGCAGCUCCAGCAAUCAGCCUAAUGCUGUUCAGGAACAGGUCCACACCCAGCAGCCCUGUUCCCUGAAGGGCUCAUUUUCCUCUGACAACAUCUAUGCUGGGCAUCAUGGAGAUAGAACGGCUAACCCUGGUCAAGGCUGGACGGUUUUCCACCAAACAUCAGAGAGAGUCACCUAUAAAUCUAGUAGCAAACCUCGCACUAGAUUCCUCAGUGGACCUGUGUCUCUGUCCAUCUGGUCCACUCUGAAACGCCUUUGUCUAGGCAAAGAACGCAGUAGUAGGUCUUCUCUCAACACCAACACAGCACAGACCGCUUCUAGUCACCCACAGGCCGCCGUCACAUCCGCCUCGCCAUCGCCUCAGCAAUUCACACGACUCGCUCAGGUCCAGUCCAACAACAGCAACAACAACCGAGGCACAUUUACGGAUGAUCUUCACAAACUGGUGGAUGACUGGACAAAGGAAACUGUAGCAGCAGCCAGUCAACCUCGACCCUCUCUGAACCAGAUGAAACAAAGGCUCCAGCAAGGUCCCGAGAGCAAGCUGGCAGCCAUGGGAGGGAUCCCACCUGAGACAAAAUCCCAAGUUGUUGCCAGUAAGUUCCAACUUCCUCUCUCAUGCCCAAUGACUGCUGCUUUAGGCUCAGGCCUGCCCACAGGCACAGCACAUUUCCAUGCAAUGACUCCUCCCAACUACAACGGCUCCUUUGGUGGGAUGUUUCCUGGUCCUCUCUAUCCACAGCAGUGGCCCGGGAUGCCCAGUCCUGGAGGCUCUGUGGUUCCUGUGGGCUUGCUAGGUGCUUCAAGAGUGAUGUCCUACACCACAAUGGCAAACCCAGGGAUCCAAACCUUCUCUUCGGUUGCACACAAACCUGAAAAUAGCACUUCUUCAAAAACCACAAGGACUACCUGAUCUCCUAGCUACAAAUGUGUUGUCUACAGGACAGUCCAACUCCUCUCUGCUCCAUCCACCAGAGACACAGGUCCACAGAGAUAUGUUGGCUUUCUGAAAACAACACGUUAAUCUGUAGUUGACUGUGCGAGUCUGUAUGUGUGUGUAUCAUAUGUACCUAUGCUUUUUGGCUUUGGUCUUAAUGAAACUGAGCCAUACUAAAAAAAAAACGUUUCUGCUGUGGUGAUGAACCUAUUUUUAUGUUCUUUGUUACUCCGGUUUCCACAUUGCUCAAACGUUUAGUUUUAUGCGCCCUCUAAAGACUACACUGCAAUCCAAAUACCAGAGGCAUGGGGUUCAGUAACAGGAUAGUAUUUCAGAUUCAAGUAUUUGCAGGAAUGUAGUGCCUUGAACGUCUUUAAAAUAAUACAUUUCUGCUGAUUUUAUUUGAAGGUUGCUUGAGUGAAACCUUUUUCCUUUCUCCUGCUUAAAUAAUAAUAAAGUGUUUUAAAUCGUUUACAUUUCACCCUUGUUGGAUGGAGUGCCAUAGUAGUGAGAUCAAACUUUAUGAAUGAUUGGUAAAAACACAACAAAUCCAGCAGUCAAAUUUAACUCUUUCAGGUUAAAUGGUUCAACUGGACACUACUUUUGAUUGGACAGCCCGAUAGCUGGCAGCUGUGCAGAGUAAAGGUGGUGUCCAGAGCCAUUCACACUGUACAAAACUUAUUUCUAAAGCAUACGCCUGCGGUGGUGUUCUGAUGAGAAUGUAGCAAUUAAUGUGUCAUGGCUUGAGGCUCAGAAGUGCAAUUUAAUCCCUCCACAGAAACUUUGACCGUGGCCUUGCCACAAGCCUUAUCUUUGGUGUGUGCGACAUAAGCAAGCUGAAAUAUUAAGCAAAUUUGCAGCUCCUCGUCAAUAUACGGUCAGAUCUAACCAGACAACAUAAACGCACAAAAAACUACACAUCAAACACUGGAUUUUAUCAAUGCUAAAUUUUUCAACUUUGCUGAUAAUCUGCAUACACUGUGUAAAAUGUUAUGUGCAAUCCACCACUCAACUGAGGUGUUUUUUGAAGUUUCUUUAAAGCAUUUAUAUUUCUUUUUUUGGGAUGCUGCUAAAAAAAGUGAUUCCACUGUUCACUAUUCUUUUCUACAUUAUAUAAAUAAGCAUACGACUGCUUAAAGUAACAGAACAUUCUGAAAAAUCAGUGUUAUUGCCUUCCUUGUUAAAAGAUUUAUUUCACAGGUCACUUUUGGUGUUGGCCUCUUUUGUUUUUUCCAUAUAUUUUUAACAGUAUAUUGCCAAAAAAAAAUAAAUGACACGUGGGAGAAUUGCACAACAUAUACUCUCCCUUUGUUCCAUGUUAGAAACCCCCCACAGUGUAGAUGGUGGGGAUCAGCCAAACAUGUUUCUUUUCCCACCAACAAGCAUGGCUAACGUUACAUAUUCCACCAUGCCAAAAGCGAGCAGAUCUAUGGUCACAAACUCACAUUUCAUGCAGACGUUUUCAGCACCCUAAUCCUGCCAAAGCUGUGAACUGUAUAGUUUUCUUGUAGCUUGUACUUGUACAAUAUUAUUUAGGCUGUAAAGACUAACCGAGAGGAGGGGUUGAUUUGAUGUAUAUUAUUCCAUCAAUUCGGUUUGAAUUGGACUUUUAUAGGAUUUUAUGCAGAGUCUUCUGCUUUGGUGAAAUAUUUCCAACAGUAAGAGAUUUCUGUUCUCUUUCACUUGUAUUCUGAUGUGUUUAUUCCCACCUCCUUUGUCUGAAUGGAGAGCGGAGGAAGGAGUAAGCAGCGCUGGCUUAUUCAUUUUAAAAGCAGUGAUCAGGCAGAGAGGGUUUUGCCUGCUGUGUGUCCCACUGCAUAGUCCCACCCUGUUCUGCUGCACUCUAAUCACAAACUAUAUGUUAAGAGAGAAAUAAAUAUUUUGUGCUUGAAAA
Oryzias latipes (Japanese medaka) is the source of this 10401-nucleotide messenger RNA. The record is from RefSeq and is a predicted model, not a curated record. Lineage: Eukaryota; Metazoa; Chordata; Actinopteri; Beloniformes; Adrianichthyidae.